GACUAAUAGGGCAUAUCGACUUGAAACAAGUGGCUGAAAGAUGAACAACUUUAGCCCACUUGCAAAGAUUUUGGAUGAGAAUCGUUUCAAAGGUCCAAAUUAUAGUGAUUGGAAAAGGAAUCUGAAUAUUGUACUCACUGCUGAAAAGUUGGUUCAUGUUUUGAAUGAAGAACCACCAAUUAUGCUUGAACUAGGUGCGGAUAAAGAUGCUCAAGAAGAUUACCAAUUAUGGUUUGACCAUGAUUCCUUAGCUAAAUGUUAUUUAUUAGCAUCUCUUGAGAAUAGGCUUCAAAAGCAACAUGAGAAAAUGGCUACUGCUAAGGAUAUAAUGGCAAGCUUGAAAGAGAUGUUUGGACAACAAAAUUGUUCUACAAGACAAUCUACUAUGAAAGGGCUUAUGUCCACCAAGAUGACUGAAUGAACUCCAGUACAUGACCAUGUCAUGACGAUGAUAGGUUUUAUUAAUGAACUGGAAUCUCUUGGGUCUGAGAUGGACAAUGAGGCAAAGAUAGAUGCGAUCUUAUCUUCACUACCAGAUUCAUUUAAUCAAUUCGUUUUGAAUUU
Messenger RNA from Rubroshorea leprosula, 564 nucleotides. NCBI's taxonomy places the organism in Eukaryota, Viridiplantae, Streptophyta, Magnoliopsida, Malvales, Dipterocarpaceae. The record is from the annotation of a GenBank genome assembly.